AUAUUGUCCUGAAGUCUGGCUACAUGUCUUGCUGGUCGGUCGGACUCGGAGUCGUUUUAGGGGUCCUAGUUCUGCUGCUGUGUGAUGGGGCCGGUAUGGAGAGGGGCGCUGUGUGGGACUGCACUGCAGCUGAGUCCACGAGGAUAUGGAGCACAUCAGAGCAGCAAUCGUUUAUGGAAAGCAAGGGCUUGGUGUCCUAACAGGCAAAAAUCAGAAGAUGAAGAUUUUACUUCACCUGUUGGUUUCUGCUUGUUAUGCAGAUUUUUUUGUUUUAAAAAAGAUUUGACUCUGCCCAUAAACAGAUAGAACUCAAAAGAAACACAGACUACUCUGGAGUAAAGUGGCUACCCAUGUGAUAGACCUUUGUAUUGGGCUAGACAGCAGGAGUGAAGUUCAGCUUCAGACUUCUGGAACCAAGUGUGCAAAUUACUAGAAUUCUGAGGUCCGCCAACUAGUGUCAGGAGCAAGAUCCUGGGCUGGACAAACAGUACAGAACCACCACUGGUAGUGGAGGUAACGGGAUAGCACCACAUGGCAAAUGGUGGUUCAACAGACAGAGCGAAUUACCUGUUGCACCCCAUGAACCAUAUACUGGAAUAGUCUACAUAUACAAGUAUAAAUUUAUUGUAAAAAUAUAAUUAAUAAAUCUGCAUCUGAGUUACUACAGAUUAGGGAUUUUAACACAGAACUCUAAAACUGGCCUCUAAAAACUGCAGCUGAGCUGCAGGAAGACCUGAUGAAAGACAACCAAUUAACUGCAAUCCUAACUAAAAUAGCAGAAGUAAGUCCAACUGAAUUUAAUGGCGCUUACUCACAGGUAAGAUGUUAAGAUUGCAAUCCUAAGAUUGCAUAACUUUUUCAGAUGUGGUACGCUGAGGCUGAGAGAUAAGUGAUCACCACAAAACCAGCCAUGCCAGAAAUAUAUAUAGCAAUUUUGAUUGCUGUUGUGGAAAUACUGGUAGUCUCUACAUAUCAUUCAGAAAUUUACCAGUAGAUCCCUAUGUACCUUCUGCCCACUUCUGGUCAAAACAUAUGGGAGCUCUCAGACCUCAUAAAAUAUUAUUUUAUAUUUUUAAUUGCUUUUUCAGAGAAGUGAAUUCAAAGCCUCUUACAAAAACAAACAUUAAAAACAACUGUGAAGACAACCUAAAAUGCUCUCAAUAAUAUGUAUAAAAGAGCAAAUCCAACUCAAUUCAACCCUACCCACCAAAAGUUAAGAAGAAAUCUAAGGUCCAAAGGCCUGGAUGAAUGAAAAUGAUUUUACGUGAGCCUAAAUACAGAUAGUGUAUGCCUUCCCAGGGAGAGUAUUCCACAAAGGAGGAGCUACCACUGAGAAGGCCCAUUCUUGUGUCGCCAUCCACACCUCCUUUGUAGUACAAUAUCACAAAAUUAGGCUCUGGACUUUACCUUGAUUUAUAUGAGUCUGAUAAUGGAACUUCUGCAGGACUGGCACAUGUUGGAGAGACAGUACCUGCUGCAGAGAUGGAUCCCAUCUUUAUCCAUGUCGGUGCCAAUGAAAUCACUCUACCUUGCAAGCCCGCAAAGAUGGAUUUUGUGAUUGGUAUGAAUCCCACCUACAACUGGAGCCUGGAAAAUGAAGAAACUCAUCCCCUCCAUGGUAAUGCUUCCCUGACUCUACAUGAAUUUCGUGCUGAGGACAGUGGGCACUAUGCCUGCACCGUCUCCUACUCAAAGGAAGGCCAGCACCAUACCAAGACUUUCUAUCAUACAGUGGUGGGCUACCACAUACGUGCAGAGUUGCAGGUCCUACUGGUUUUUCAGAGCAAAUCCUGUGAUGAGGCAUUGACGCAUGGGUUCCUGAAGACCCUGCAAGAGCAUCUGAGUAAUGUGGUGUCCCAUCUCCAUUGUGAUCUUUUAUUUGGGGGCGCCAGCUGCUUCCCCACCAUGGAGAAACCCUUGGAUGAGUUCAGCUUCCAGGUAGAGCUAGAAGUAUCUCCCUUUGGAAAGGGCUGGGAUAAGUCCUGCUGCCCCAAGGAUGAUGCAUUGGGAUUAAAAUGUUAUCACUCAACUGUCCAGACCAAUCUCCAACAGGCCAAGGAAGCAAUAACCACUUUCAUGGAGAACAACAAACACUUCCCCUUGGGAGAACCAGUUACCUCCCGCACUUCCUUUGUCAACACCUUUUUCAACUUUCUGGAGAGUGGAAAAUGCCAUAAAGGUUAUGGACAGACAGAGGAGCUACAGGCACACUGUCCCGACUGCUGUAGUGAGUGGAGCAGGCUCUGCUGCUUUCCCUCCCUCCCUUCCCCUCCAUGCCUUUAUCUGCCACUUUGCUUGACAGCCUUGUGCCCUCCUGGAACGUAUAGCGUGACUGCAGUUGGCAACUGUGCUCUCUGCCCGGCUGGGACAUACAGCCUGAACUAUGGGGCAACCAUAUGCAUUCAGUGCCACCACCACUGGCCGACCUUGCAUCCUGGUGCCAGAACAGCUGCAGAAUGCAUAAAUACGAAAGUCCCUCCAAGACGUCGGUUUUCCGUUCUGAUGGUAGCCUUUGCCCUCCCGCCACUUACUUGCCUCUGUAUUAUUGUCCUCUGCUGCUAUUGCUUCCGCCGUCAUUGGCAAAAACGUGAUUCUUCUACAAAUGAUGGUGAGACCAAGCAGCUAAAUGAAGCAACAGUCCUUGCUGACGAUAAAGCUAUUCUGGACUCCCAAGAAGAUGUCUCUCCCCUGCUGCCUCCUCCCAGUUUGGAGGAUCCUGACAAUAAAGGGGCCAUGUUUCCACCUCCUUCCAAUCUAGAGAUGGAGCCAGGUGGGGCUAUUUCACCACCCCCUGUUGGGCCAGAGGAGCAGCCUGUUAUUGAAGAUGUUGUGUUUCCACCAUCCUCGCCUGUCUCAGAUGUAGAAAGUGCAUGACUCCCAGUAGUAAAUUAAUGUCCAACAAACAGACCUGCUUCAAGUGUUCCUACAGGUUGCUGAUAUACUAACCAUCUACUGAUAUAGUAACCACUUGUUCCCUUGUUCAGUCUCUGGGCCCUGCAAGGACUUCUACUACUAUAGUUUUCUUGAGUUUGUUAUAGUUUUUUUCCUACAUCUGGAAGAUAAUGGAAGAGUUGAAAACUCCUUCAUCUCCUGUCAUAGUCCACCACUGUUGGAAGCGGUUUGGAAGGAGUGAGCCGAGCUUGAAUUUCCAGUAGGCAUGGUGGGUUACGGCUAGACUGGCCAAGAUCAUAGCAACUGUAGUGAAACAGUCAAAGGCUCUAACCUUCUUGUGGGAAGACAGACAGAACACCCCACAUCAAGCUUCUAUCUGUCAUCCAUCUCCCUUCCUUCUCCCCCUGCUCUCCCAAGACAUUGUCCUACAGUGCCACAAAAGAAGCAGCAACACUGCAGUGAUGGUUUUGUUUGUGUUUCUGGCUAUCACCCAGUUGAGAAGAAACCAAUCUACAGUAGCUACACUAUGGUCUGACCUUUACAAGUAGAAGUUGGAAAACCAAGCCAGUCAGGUUUGACUGACAGUUCAAAAACAGCAGAUUCAAAUUCCAACCCCUCCUAGCUCCUAAAGGUUGAACAAAUGCAUGUCUCCCUCAUUUUUUAUGAAUGUUGGGAGGAGACUAUGCAAGAGCCUCAGACCCACUGCUUAGGCCCUGCUCCCUUCAAUGACAGUCCUGAACACUGUUGAGCAUGCUAUACACGGCAGGGUCUUUCCUAAUUAUCUUAGUAGGUGAGGGGGCUCAUAUGGAGAAAAGCAUUUUCCAAAAUAUUCUAUGCACAGAACACUUCUUGGAGAAUUGGGGCAAGUUUUUAUGUCUUUAUAUACAAGUGUAAACACCUUCCUCUCAAUUUUAGCCACAACUUUCUAGGGCUCAGCCCAAAAACCAGCUUUCACUGUCAGGACAUUCUUUUUUUAUGUAUGAAGUGUGAUACUAGUGAAUGCCCACAUAACAGUGUACCAUCACAAUCCCUAGAGGAGGGACAGUUGUAGGAUGUUUAAGCUUGUGCAGUGUGUGCCUUGCCAUUGCACUCCUACAGCUAAAUAACAGUUUUAGGAUUGAGUACUACCAGGCUACAGGGUCAGCGGCUGUGCAGGCUAGAGACCCAGGGCUAUAUUACUCCCCACCACAACUCUAGUUUCUGUCUUUUACAGUUGUUCAACUGGUGUGAUGGGGUUUCCACCUCUUACAAGAACCUCUCAGUGUGUACACUGAGAAGGGGGCAAGAUUUCUCUGAUAGUGUUCAAAUAAUUAGAGCACUCCCAUGGCCUGGGUAAAUUGGCUUAAAGUCAAAUACAUCUUAUUAACACAUUCUGAUUAAGCAAAUGCCAACCUAACUGAUUCUGUGGGUCGUGCACAGAAGAAAUAUGUUGUUAUGCAAAAAAAAAAAAAAAAAAACCCAGCAAAGCCUGAACAUUGCCACUGAUUUUCCAAUGUUUGUGAGGGUCCUGCUUACCAGAGCCUUGUUAAUCCAACUCCAGGUUUCUCCUCCUCCACUUCUAUUAUUUAGCAAAUAUCCUUUCCUGUUCUAGUUCCCCUGCUCCUAAUUUUCAUUAUCAUUUGGUAUGCUCUUUGGAUUCAUCCCUGUGUAUUCAGAUUUGUUCAGCUAAAACAGGCUGGAGUGGGGAUUACUAACCAGACCCUCCUAGAGAUUUUGCGCAAAUGUACAAAGCAGUUCAUUUUAGAAAGCAUGCUCAGUCUGUAAGUCCAUUUGUGAAUCUUACCUAUGUAGAUCUCUGAGACUAAUGACUCACAGCAGGGAAGUCCCUGUAGCAGGACACAACUGUACUCAAUUCCUACCAACAAUAAGUUCAGCUGGUAGCCAAUAAUGACUUACGAAUUGUCCUGAACUCAGAAUAAGAUAAUGAGUGUCCACAGAAUUGAAAUGUAAAAAUAAUUAGCCAAACCCCAUCCUUUUAGCCUACUUUUAAAACACUUUUCCCAAAACGCAAAGAACUCUUGUCUGAAAGGAAGAAGUUUCCCAAACUGCUUUAUUCUACAAACAUAAUCUCAGAUCAAGGAAGUUCAAAAUCUUGCACAUUAUAUACUGCCACACAUGUGGGUUUAGCUGAGCAAAUCAAUUCCAUGCAAAACAACAAAAGGGGAGAAAAAGCCAAACCCCAAGAUGCAGAUUUUUUCAUCAUGUAAACUGAAUACAUCAAAUGAACUGAAGUGCUACCUGCCUGGAUGCUACUCAGCAUUAGUGAUGCACACAAUGCUCCACUCAGUUGAGUUAACCAAACCAGCCCCACUGAGUAGUUACAAAGAAAGCCAAGAAAAGUCACAUUAAAGGUAGACACCUACAUAUGAACCAGAGUUUUAAGAAUACUAUUUUACACUCAUAUAUAUUCUAACCAGAUUGCUCAAAAGUAUGUCCCAGAGAUUUCAAUGGGGCUCACUGUUUAAUCCAGAAGUUCUCCUCAGUGCACCUUGGAGAUCUCCUGUCCUUUUGACCUUUUGGAUGUUAUGCUGGGAGCAAUACUUUUGGAUGGAGAACAGAGACAGGCAGCUGGACUAGGACACAGACCUCCCACUCCAGAAAGCAACAGCACAAGAGAAGGUCCUAUGGACUUUCCCAGGGACCUAAGCCUCCUGCUCUCUCUCCCAACCUGGCCCAUACAUAGAGGCCAGAGGUCCCAGCCAUAUAGCCCAGUGCUGGAGAGAGAGCAUCUACGGAACACCAUAGACUCAACAUGCAGCCCAAGAUAUUUUGUUGCCUGAGGUAUGGAAGAUGGACCCCUGUCCAUCAUUCCAUGUACAAAAGCCAACCGGCAGUUAAAUCUUGGAUGCUAUCUGCACUAUGCAUUUAAAGCAGUAUCAUGCCACUUUAAAAAGUCAUGGCCUCCCCCAAAGA
This is a messenger RNA of Rhineura floridana, 5805 nucleotides long. RefSeq names its product zona pellucida-binding protein 2-like. The record is from RefSeq and is a predicted model, not a curated record. The coding region runs from base 1483 to 2874 and encodes 463 amino acids. Lineage: Eukaryota; Metazoa; Chordata; Lepidosauria; Squamata; Rhineuridae. Gene Ontology annotation, biological process: binding of sperm to zona pellucida; acrosome assembly. Gene Ontology annotation, cellular component: zona pellucida receptor complex; extracellular region; acrosomal vesicle. The transcript is spliced from 10 exons.